AUUUAAAUACAAAUUAAGAACAAAAAGUGCUUUAAAGCUUUGCUUCAAUAAAAGUUUAAUUUUUUAACGCUCAAAGUUUAAAUUCUUAAAAAAAAACUUGCAACAUGAGGGAAAUUGUUCACUUACAAGCCGGUCAAUGUGGCAACCAAAUUGGUGCUAAGUUCUGGGAAAUUAUCUCCGAAGAGCACGGUAUUGACUGUAAUGGUGUCUACAUGGGAGAUAGUGAUUUGCAAUUAGAACGUAUCAGUGUAUAUUACAAUGAAGCUUCAGCUGUAACCCGUUCCUCUGGUGGCAAAUAUGUGCCACGUGCCAUUCUAUUGGAUUUGGAACCCGGUACCAUGGAAGCUGUGCGUUCUGGUGCCUAUGGCCAACUCUUCCGUCCCGACAACUUUGUAUUUGGUCAAUCAGGUGCCGGCAAUAACUGGGCCAAGGGCCACUACACCGAAGGUGCCGAGUUGGUGGACAAUGUUUUGGAUGUGGUGCGCAAGGAGUGUGAAAAUUGUGAUUGUUUGCAAGGUUUCCAAUUGACCCAUUCUUUGGGUGGUGGUACCGGCUCUGGCAUGGGUACCUUAUUGAUCUCCAAAAUACGUGAAGAAUAUCCUGAUCGUAUAAUGAACACCUAUUCGGUGGUGCCUUCGCCCAAGGUAUCGGAUACCGUCGUAGAACCCUACAAUGCUACCCUGUCCAUACAUCAAUUGGUGGAGAAUACCGAUGAAACGUAUUGCAUUGACAAUGAAGCCUUGUAUGACAUUUGCUUCCGCACUUUGAAGGUCUCCAAUCCCAGUUAUGGUGAUUUGAACCAUUUGGUCUCCUUGACCAUGUCGGGUGUCACCACCUGUUUGCGUUUCCCAGGCCAGCUAAAUGCCGAUUUGCGUAAAUUGGCCGUAAAUAUGGUGCCCUUCCCGCGUUUGCAUUUCUUUAUGCCUGGCUUUGCCCCCUUAACCUCUAGAGGCAGCCAGAUAUACAGAGCCUUGACGGUACCCGAAUUGACUCAACAAAUGUUUGAUGCCAAAAACAUGAUGGCUGCCUGUGAUCCUCGCCAUGGUCGUUAUCUGACAGUGGCCGCAGUAUUCCGUGGUCGCAUGUCCAUGAAGGAAGUCGACGAACAAAUGUUGGCUGUACAAAACAAGAACAGCUCUUACUUUGUGGAAUGGAUUCCAAACAAUGUCAAGACUGCUGUCUGUGACAUACCACCCAAGGGCCUUAAGAUGUCCUCAACCUUCAUAGGUAACACCACCGCCAUCCAAGAACUAUUCAAACGUAUCUCCGAACAAUUCUCUGCCAUGUUCAGGCGUAAGGCUUUCUUGCAUUGGUAUACUGGCGAGGGCAUGGAUGAAAUGGAAUUCACCGAAGCCGAAAGCAACAUGAACGAUCUGGUGUCCGAGUAUCAGCAAUACCAAGAAGCGACUGCCGACGAUGACUUUGAUCCUGAGGUGCAUCAAGAAGAGAUUGAGGGUGAUUGCAUUUAAUCAACAAGUCAGAGAAAUGUCGAGGAGUGUGCCUUGGAGAUACGUUUGCAAAGAGAACGUCAGGUGGCAGUUGAGACAGCCUUGGGUUGUGAACAGGAAAUACGUUCACUGUUAAAUACUCUCAAAUGCUUUCUCUGAAACUCUCUUUGCUUAAGCCACUAACUAUCUUCUAUCCACACGCAAAGCACACUAACUUAUAAGUAAACAUAUUCCCAAACACACUCUCUCACUUUGCCGAAAAGAAAACCAGAAACUCAUGUCAAAACUCACGUUUAAAACGAAAUCUUAGUUGUGUACUCAUUUAAUUUUAAACAAAACGGAAAUGUUCCAAUUUUUCUCAAUAAAAAAAAAAUUAAGUUCUUAAGCUUCUUAUAAGAGAAAACAACAGCUUAUGAAAAGAAAAAGAUUGUAAUACAUUAUGCUCUUAAAUUUAAGAUUUUUUUAUCAUCAUUAUUAUUAAACAACAUAAAAAUAAAAUUUAAUUUGUAGUAGAAACUAAUUGGUCGAAAUCCACUCUCUCUCACAAAAAACAAACUACUCAUUUACUCUUAAUUUUUUACUGUAACAGCUGAUAAAAGCACCUCUUCAGAGGCAUUUCUCUGUCUUUACUACUCAUUACACUCUCAUGCUCACACUUAACCAUUAUCAUCACACAUCCAAGAUGAAUUUAAGCAAGGUGACCUCAGCUAAAUAUCAAACUCCAUAUUAAAAAAUUGACAAAAUAAAUCCAAGAAGCUGUCUGUCACCUUAUUGAAUUCACCCUAAACUCAUUAUUCAUCAUUCUUCAUCUAUCACUUUGUCUCUCAUUUUUAUAUUUGUAGACUUUUAAGUAUUAAAACCAUAAAAAACAAAAGAAAUUUUAAAUCAUUUUCUUCACUUCUCCCUAAAACACCAAAAUCAUUAACUAAGACUGACCAUUAUUAAAAACAUUAAAACAAUUUUAACAAUUCCUUUUAGUUCUCUCGUUUUGUAUUAUUAAAUUAAUUCCUAAUUUUCGUCUUUAUUUUUCAAGUUUCUUUUUUUUUUAUUUAAAUGUGGCAAUAAUUUUUUUUAACAGCUUUUAUCCAAAGAUUGCAAUGUUUGUUUUUAAAAAAAAUUCUUCUUUUUCAUUUUGUAAUUUUUAAUACAUAUAAUUAAAUUUAUUCUAUUCUAAUUAAUUUUUCAUUAUAAUUAUGUAAUUUUGAACAUUAAAUUAACAUCAUUUUAUAAUAUUAUAUCUCUUAUAGUUCUCGUUUCAUUAUUUUUAUAUUACAUGCAAUUAAAAUUUAAUUAUCUUUUUUAAACAUAAGCAAAUUGUGUAAUUUCUCUUUUUUUGGAUAUGAAAUAAUUGUAUCAAAAUAAAAUUUUGUUAAAAAAUUAAUAAA
Calliphora vicina (urban bluebottle blowfly) is the source of this 2833-nucleotide messenger RNA. It is a transcript of the gene betaTub60D, whose product is annotated as beta-Tubulin at 60D. Gene Ontology annotation, molecular function: GTPase activity; structural constituent of cytoskeleton; GTP binding. Gene Ontology annotation, cellular component: cytoplasm; microtubule. The transcript has 4 exons. Gene Ontology annotation, biological process: microtubule cytoskeleton organization; mitotic cell cycle. Bases 105 to 1469 code for a protein of 454 amino acids. NCBI's taxonomy places the organism in Eukaryota, Metazoa, Arthropoda, Insecta, Diptera, Calliphoridae. The record is from RefSeq and is a predicted model, not a curated record.